AUGAGUUUCAGACACGGACUUCUUCCCCGCUUCCGCCCUUGUUUACCCCGGAAUCACCUCCGCAUUCGCAGUGUGCCACCACUCUUAUCUCGGAGGUUCCAUGCCAGCUCUUUGCUAUGGGGAAUUAAGUCACAGGUUCUCAAGGACGUCGGCGAGGGUAUCACCGAGGUUCAGAUCAUUCAAUGGUAUGUGGAGGAAGGGGCUCACAUAGAGGAAUGGAAGCCAUUGUGUCAAUAUCAGUCCGAUAAGGCUGUGGAUGAUAUUACUUCCCGAUAUGAGGGAGUCAUUAAGAAGCUUCACUUCGAAACGGACGAUACAGUACCAACAGGAAGGGCAUUAUGCGAUAUUGAAGUAGAAGAUGGAAAAUACCCUGAUGAUAACCCACCGCAUGAACCAAGGGCAGAGCCAACACCAUCGCCAGCCAAUGACAUAGCUGCCGCAACCCAAGCUGCAGAGUCCUCACUGGCAUCUUCUCCUCCCCCUCCUCCACCACCUGUUGCUCCUGAGGAAGUAACCAAGUCCAAGAGUGCGUCUCUGGCAGUUCCCGCCGUGCGUGGGCUCCUGAAGAGCCAUGGCAUCAACAUUCUCGACGUCAAUGGCUCAGGGAAAGACGGCCGAGUGAUGAAGGAUGAUGUCUUGAAGUUCGUGGCCGCCAGAGAUUCUGCUGCCUCGAUCCCUGUACAGCCCUCGGUAGACACACGGCAAACAGAGUCAACCGUCAACUUGACUCCGAUCCAAUCUCAAAUGUUCAAGAUCAUGACCAAAUCAUUGAACACACCACACUUCGUCUACGCCGAUGAACUCAAAGUGAACGACAUCACCGCGAUCCGUCAAAAGCUUGCCAAUGACAAGCGCGAGCCUACUAAAAUCACCUUCCUCCCCUUCGUGGUCAAAGCUGUCUCACAAGCAUUGACUGACUUCCCCAUCCUCAACGCAAAAGUCGAUACCAGCGACCCCAACAAGCCCAAAUUGGUGAUGCGAUCAAAGCACAACAUCGGAAUUGCCAUGGACACACCUACCGGUCUCAUUGUACCCAACAUCAAGGACGUCGCCAACCGAUCAAUCUUCGAUAUUGCCGCCGAGAUCGCACGACUCAGUACCCUUGGAAAGGCCGGGAAAUUGACACCGGCCGAUCUCAGCGGUGGCACGAUCACCGUGUCGAACAUUGGUAACAUUGGAGGCACGUACGUGGCACCUGUGAUUGUCCCUACGGAAGUGGCUAUCCUGGGAGUUGGUCGGUCCAAAGUGGUGCCGGUCUUCGAUGAGGCAGGCCAGGUUACACGCGGGGAUAUGGUGAAUUUCAGUUGGAGCGCGGACCAUCGGGUGAUUGAUGGUGCGACGAUGGCCCGGAUGGGCAACCGAGUUCGGGAGCUGAUUGAGUCUCCGGAACUUAUGCUUUUGAACCUGCGCUAG
Messenger RNA from Penicillium salamii, 1413 nucleotides. Lineage: Eukaryota; Fungi; Ascomycota; Eurotiomycetes; Eurotiales; Aspergillaceae. The record is from the annotation of a GenBank genome assembly.